Cataglyphis hispanica is the source of this 3996-nucleotide messenger RNA. Its product is annotated as metacaspase-2-like. The transcript is spliced from 4 exons. Gene Ontology annotation, molecular function: protein binding. Lineage: Eukaryota; Metazoa; Arthropoda; Insecta; Hymenoptera; Formicidae. The record is from RefSeq and is a predicted model, not a curated record. Bases 598 to 3093 code for a protein of 831 amino acids.
GCGCCAUCGAUUAUUAUUACUAAAAGGAUUAAAAUAUAUUCAGGUUUUAGGCUAAAUAACCAUAUGGAACUAAAAUAAUAAGUGAUUAAUGAAAUUAGUUAACAAUUAAAAUAAAAGCAAAUGGAUUACAUAAUUAUUCCAUAGGUAUUUUGCAGGGAUAAAAGCGGUACUUAAUUACUAGUUAAAAUAUAAUUUUUAAAAUUGGCAGGACAUUACAACAGAUAUAUUGCGAGAAUAAAUGCCGUUAAUUACUAGCUAAAUUAUAGUUUUUAAAAAUGGCAGAACGUUACAAUGCGCAUAAGUCGCACUUCGCUAUCUUUUUUUCCAUAUGGUCAAUGACUAUGGGAAAUAUUGAAACAUGUUGAUAUCCGAGGGAUGUCCCCUCGUGUCGCGGAAAUUUGAGUGAUUUCUGUUCACCUUAAUGUUGCAUUCGCGUACAUGAGUAAAUCUCGCCAAAUCAUUCAUCUUGAAGUCGUCAGUUGCAGGUUAUAUUACCCCGCAUACAUAAGAAGGGGAUUUUUUUCAUCGUGAAGAGUGUGGCGCGAAGCGACACGAAUAACUUCAUGGACAGUUAUUUGACUGAAUCACUAUCUAUAAAUGGACAAUCUGACAGAACCCACGGCGAAGAAGAGAUGCGUUACAAGAAACGAAAAUAAGAUGCAAUUAAUAGAAUGUGUACGAGAAUUUCGGCUGCCGCAACAGUUCCCCAGCACGUUGAAACAGGCGAUGAAACAGGGUAUCGUGAAUUCCGUGGAAUCCCCGCCGUCAAUCUUAACGAUGCCCGAGAAUACGAUAACAUCAUUAUCUGGCGUCAAGUUUCAAAUCCCGUCUAAACUGCAGAAAUUAAGGAUCUUAUCUCCAAGUGGAAAGGAUUUGGGAGAGUUCAAUGUCGAGUUACGGACUGAUAAUCCAUUGAAAGGGAAGACGAUCACUCUCAGAUCUGUUAAGAAAUCUUCUCUGUCUCCAGUCUUGCACAGCAGGAUAUUUCCACAGAUACUUAAACAAGGCAUAGCAAAAAUAUCAAAGAGUAAUUCAAUUAAAUCUUGCAGCAGGAGUAAUUACGAAGAAGUGAAUAAAAAUAAUGUGUCGCAAGAAUUUACAACUCUGCGGAUAAAUAAAAUAAUUGGGAAAGAAGAUAUUGAGACCAGAAAUAAGGAGGCACAGGCAUGUAAUAGUGAUAUUAAUGUUGAAAUACCAGUUUCUUUGAGUGAGACAAAUUGUAAACAAUCCUUGUAUCAAACUAUUGAUAGCAACAAUCAAAAGCAUAUAGUAUGUAAUGGAAUAAACAAUGUAAAUAGCUGUAUAAAAAUCCCAAAAAUUACAACAGAAAUUAAUGAAAUUACUUCAGCUGCAAGAGUAUCGCCACAUGAAGAAAUUAUUGAAUCCAUAUUUCCUAUAACAAAUUUAAAGCUUGCAGUAAACUCAAGUGAUAAUAAUGUACAUAAAUCUAAAGAGUAUUUCAAAGUAAGUAGUGGAAAAUGCAUUACUAGUGUAAAAAACAGCGAAAAUGUAAAAAUAGUCACAUCUUUAAAAAAUGCAGUAAAUUUUGCUCAACAUAAUCAGAUUAAUAGUAAUUUAAUUGAAAAUAGUUUAGAUAGCAAUGGUAAAGAAAAUGUCAAUAAUCCAAAAGUUAUAAAUAAUAGAAAUAAAUUAUUUCAAGUUAAUUCUGAUGUAGUUUUCUUAAAUAAUCAAGCAUACAAAACAAUGCAAAAAAAUAUUAUGACAGUUAUACCUAAUAAUGAAACUUUUUUAUUUAAUCAGAAUACAAUUUCAACACAGGAAUAUAAUACUGCUGUAUCACCAGCAUGUGAAAAAAAUAUAAUUAAUGUACAUCAUGGCAAAGUUUUGUGCAACACAAAGUCUGAUAAUAUACAAAGUAAACUUAUUCUGAAGGACGGUCCUAGAAAUAAUUUUUCAUCUGUUGUGGUCAACAAUCCUGUGCAAUGCGUUCAAGAAUCGCAACCAAUCACAAAUACUAUUGAUACAAUCGUGCAAUUAGAUGUGCAGAACAAGGAUUAUCCCAUAAAUUCAACUCAGUCAGACUUAUCGGAUCAAUGGAAUAUUAUUAAGAAAGCAAUGAAUAGUGUGAAGGAUAACAAGUUGCGUGUGCUAGCGCUGAAAGCACUAGCAGAUUGUGGAAUUGGAAUAGAGAGACAUGUUCCAAUACGUUUAGAGGAACAUAAAGCUGUACACGACACACAAGUACAGACUAUGAUAUUUGGCUUAUUGGAUACAUCUUUCAUAUUUAUAAACAAAGACUUAGAUAGCAUUCAGAGAAUAAAACAAAUUUCUCUUUAUGAUAUGCCUUCUAAUCAAAAUCAAUUGUUAACAAAUGAUUUACACUCUAAUGAUUUCCUAUCCAAAGCUCCUCUUAUAAGUGAACAAGAAAAUGAUUUCGAUAUAGAUAGUUUUAUUAAACAAAUUUUUGAAGAAAAUUCUGAUACUGCAAAAAUGAAGGAAACUUUGUCAGCAACAAAGAUAAGAUGUAAGAAUCUUAUAGAGCACUUGGAAAGAGACUUUGAAUUAGUUAAACGAUAUGAUCAAAAUGGCAUGUUAAAUAUACAUAACGCUGUUAUAAGCAAUAACAUCCAUCUUGUUCAGAGACAAUUAAUGAUACUUGAGCAGUGUAAAGAAAGUGUCGAUAUAUUGACUGAGGAUGGAACGACGAGUUUAGAAUUGGCAAUCAAAUAUGAUGCACGAAGCGAAAUUGUCAAACUUCUAUUGAAAGCUGGAGCACAACCGGUGAUACCGAAAUAUAUACACGAAUCCGCAUUGAUUAUAGCUAGUAAACGAGCAUCACCCUUAUUGCCAAUGCUUAUCGAUCAAGUUUCGGAUUCGAAAUUACUCGAUCAAAUAGAUUCAGAAGGCUUCGCGGCAUUACAUUAUUGUAGCAUGCGCGAUAAUUUGCAAGGGGUGAAAGCACUUUUAUCAGGCGGUGCGACUAUAGAUGUGAAAGAUAUGAGAUCAGGACGGACGCCUUUGUUUCAUGCACUGGACAAUGGUCACACGGUAGUGGCGCAGACAUUAUUAAAAGCCGGUGCUAUUGCAAAUGUCACCAACUAUGCGGGACAAACACCUCUACCUAUAGUGUAAGAAAAAUUUGUUUUUUAGAAUAUUAAUUAAAAAAGAAAUAACAUAAUCACUUUUGUUUCAAGUAAAGGAAAAAUAUAAAACUCCUAAAGCUACAAUGAUAUUAAGACAAAAUUGUUUUAUAAUCGAAUUUCUGAAAAUUAUUUUCUGGAAUAAUUCUAAUUUUAUUUCUAAUUCAAAAACUAGUCAAAAUGAUGUAACUUAUUUAGUAUAUUUAUGACUAAAAAUUUAUUUUUAGUUUUUGACAUGUGUGAUUGACUUAUUAAAAGAAUUAUUUUAAAAUGUAUUUUUUUUAAAUAGAAACUUUAGAAUAGGGAAAAACAUAAAUUUAAAAUAUUUUAUUAAUGCAGCAAUGCUUUACAGUAAAAUUAAAUAUUUAUUUAUACCUGUAAUCUUUAGACGUAUAAUUAGAAAUUUUUUUUUUAUCAAUAUGUAAACUAAGAUAUUAAUAAUUGAUAUUAUUGUUAUCUUUUUCUCAAUUAAUAAUUGAAAUUUCUGCAUAAAUUGUGCUACAGAACGAUUCAUAUUAUAUAAUUAAUGAAUUUUUAAGUUUUAUAUUGCGUGCGUGCGUGCGUGCGUGUAUGAGAAAAUUAUGUAUGUAUGUACAGCUCACACAUUUUGAAAAUACAUUUUAUGGAAUAUUACUUAAGAUAUUGAAAAAAUAUAAUACUUAUUGUAAUGUAAUUCAAUAUUUUUAUGUUCUACAAAAAUUUUCAGUGACAUUUAAGUAAAUUAUGUAAAUUUAAAUAAUUUAUGUGAAUAUUUAUAUUAAUAUUAUACUUGUAUAUGGAUAUAUCAUAUAAAAAAUAUGAUUAAGGAUAAAAUAAGAUCGAUAAAAUUACAAAAAUAAAAUAUACGUAAUAUUUGUAUUCCAAAUAAUGUAAUUAAAUAAUUUUGUCAUUUUGA